CAAAAAAUUGCGUGAAACCGGGGACAGAAAUAAACCGGACGACAGAAAUGGCGAGCAAAUGCGUCGCGCUUCUUUUCCCCACCAUUCAAAUCCCCUCCGAACCCCAGCUUCGCACCUCCACCUCCACCUCCACCCCAACUCCAAUUCCCACCACCACCACCACCACCACCACCGUCGCCGAAGACGCCUCGCCAUCAGAGCCCAAAACUCCCACUCUCCACAGCAGCAGCUCAAUCUCUCCGUCCUCCGCUUCACUCUCGGUAUACCCGGUUUGGACGAGUCGUACCUGCCCAGAUGGAUCGGCGCGGGGUUCGGGUCCCUCAUCCUGCUCAACCACUUCCUCUCGUCCUCCUCCUCCGCAGUGGCGACGUCGGCGCAGCUCCGAUCUGAGGCUCUGGGCCUUUGCUUGGCCGCUUUCUCGCUCGCGCUUCCGUAUCUCGGGAGGUUCCUUGAGGGUAUAAAUUCAGCGGAUCGUCAGUCACUUCCAGAAGGAAGUAAGCAAAUAUUUAUCAUGUCUGAAGAGCUGUCAGAUACUGAGAAGGAAGAUAUGGCUUGGGCAUCGUAUGCGAUAUUGCGCAACACCAACACGAUGUCGGUGCUUAUAAGAGUUAAUAACGCAUUAUGUAUACGUGGCUACUGGAACACGCCUGAAGAUGUUUCAAGAGUUGCCAUGAUUGAAUUGUUUAAAAGCCAGAUUCAGCAAAGCGGGCUUCUUGAUCUGAAGGAUGCUUUAUACUUUCCCAAAUUCACAGAUUCUCAGCUUGGGAGGAUUCUACCCAAAGAGACUCUUUCUCUUCUAGUACAACCAGUUAUGAGCUCCUCCAAACCAACCACUGAUACAACAGAGAUUGAAGGUUUUGUUUUGUUGGCUUCCAAUUCAAAUUAUGCAUACAGUGAUAAAGAUAGAGCGUGGAUACGAGCAGUUGCAAGUAAAUUUCAAGACAUGACCGUCAAAGAGUUUCAAGGCAUCUAGGUGUUUAUGCAGCGUCCUUGAAUGGGAGCUGAGACAAGGUUUGAAAGUAGCCAAUGCUGAUGCCACAAAAUUGCUCCCUUGUACUCUCUCCAGGUUGGGAACGAUCAGACAUACCUCUCCUGGUCCCGAGAAGUUCACUGCUGUACUAGAAGGAAGACCUGGAAGGACCAUGCUGUGUACUCGUACUCCAUCCUCGCAAAGGAUCUGACCCCUUGCCUUCUCAAACACAUUUUAUUUCUAUUGAGUAUAAUUAGUGCUGUUACCUAUCGCAGAGCGAGCUCGUUUAAUUGCUAAUGAUAGCUCUUUUAAAUGUUUUAUAUCAAUAUUGGAAUGUGAUUGUCUAGUCAAUGUAUGAGCCAAACAACUUAACACAGAGUAGCUAACAGCAUGUACCGGACCUUAUUACCAAUGAGAUUUGUAUACUUUGUUAUGAAACCAUGAGAGUUAAAAAUGGUGGUCUCUUUACUUA
Ananas comosus (pineapple) is the source of this 1442-nucleotide messenger RNA. Its product is annotated as protein COFACTOR ASSEMBLY OF COMPLEX C SUBUNIT B CCB2, chloroplastic. The coding region runs from base 59 to 973 and encodes 304 amino acids. Lineage: Eukaryota; Viridiplantae; Streptophyta; Magnoliopsida; Poales; Bromeliaceae. The record is from RefSeq and is a predicted model, not a curated record. Gene Ontology annotation, biological process: cytochrome b6f complex assembly. The transcript has 8 exons.